AUGAACGCGUCCGUGUCGGAGGUCGCUACGACUUCCCCACGGCAUACACCACAUCUCUGUAAUACGCAUCAGAACAAGAACGUCUUGCAAGAAACGAAGUCGAAAUCCGCUUCGUUUCAGGACAAGCAGAAGCCACAAAAAACUUAUCCCAAGUCAACGUCGAAGGUACCAGCCAGUAACGUGGAUACUGCUGCCCCUGUAGGUGAUUAUCGCAACGCGUUGUGGUUCAAAGAGGGAGAAGGCGACCUGUUCUUUGCUCAGUGGCUGUUGUCUCGCUGUAAUGGCGUGGGGGACGCCAUGACGCCCCAGUUUGCAGACGCCACCAAGCGGGUCUUUGCGCUGUUUAAAAUCCAGCGAAAACUACGUGAGGAGCUCGCUUUGAGCUCAAAGAGAGAGGUUCCAGAGGAGGUUGAUGAUGCCGAGGAAGAAGAACACGAGGUGGAUAUUGAGAAACCUUUGUGGUCUGUGGAGGAGAUUGUAGAACAGGUGGGGUCUGUGCUGAGAGCCUCGAGACUGAAGCAGCAGAAAGCAAAAGAGAAGGCAAAUACGAAGCUAGAAGGGGCUCUGGAGAGGAUCGUGGUGGCUGAAGUGGUGGAAAAUGCCACGGAACUGAUACUGAGCAGAGCCAUGAGCGACCACAAGGAGUUGCUGAGACGAUGGAUUGAAAUCCUGAAAGAGGAUGAAACUGGAGUGGACAAAAUGGAAGCAAACCUGCUGGAAGUUAAUCUCAACAUUAACCGAGAUGUCGAGGAGACUACAGCCCAGAAGAAAAAGAAAAAAUGCGAGAAAACAAUGCGGUUACGCAAGAAUAAGUCGAGACAGGCGAAAGAAACAGCCUGUGAACAGGUAGAGUCGUUCCUGAAUUUUAUAAUGGAGUCUGAGCAAACGCAGACACUGGAUGAAGCUUCUGUAGCAGAGUUAUCUUCAGUAGCGAAAAAGAUGUGGUCUAUGGAGCUGCAGCGAAUUAUGGAACUCUCGAGUAUUGAUCCAGAGGAGGAAGAGCGGCGUCUACGUGUAGCACGUGAUAUUCAGACUGUUCUUCGACGGGAAGUGAGCAAGUGGCGGCAUUGUGAGGUGGUUCUGUUUGGUAGCUCUGUGAGUCGCUACGGCUCGCGAAGCUCGGAUCUGGAUAUGUGUCUUUUACCUAAUGGCCGCAGUAUCGGGAAAGAUGUAGAUCCACCGCAAGAAGUUGUAGGGACACGUCAGCUUCAGCGCUUGAUUGACGAAAGUCUUGGUGAAAACGGGCAUGAACCAAGCACAAAGUCUGGACUUGCUGAGCAGUUGAGAGGCCUACGCGCACAGGUACAAACGAGCACCGAAAAGCUCGCGCAGGCACUCAACACACUGGAUCGAUCCAGUAAGAAGGAUAGUAAGACGUCCAAGCAGCGCAGUCAACUAGAGUUUUUCUAUACUCAAAUGCGGUUACUGCGCGACGCUAUCGUGUCUGAGCUCACGAAGUUGCUUGGAGUCGAAGAGCCUUUCGAUGUUGCCUGUACGAAUGGUAAGUCUGCACACUUGAAAGCAACUAUUGCUGCCAGCAGACGUCGCAGUGAAGAUCUUUACCUCAUACGAUUCAUUUUGCAGCGAGCUGCAAAGUGCGAAGUGCGUCAUGUGAUAUCUGGCGCCCGGGUCCCUAUCAUCCGCUUCUUGCACACACGUAGCGGUCGUGACUAUGAGUGUGACUUGUGUUUUGAAAACGUCUUGGCUACACGCAACACGCCACUUUUGCGAGCGUACGCAUCCUUCGACGAUCGUGCACGCACUUUGGGGCUUGCUAUAAAGCACUGGGCGAAGCAACGCGAAAUUAAUGAUGCCUCGAUAGGAUGCCUUAGCUCUUAUUCAUUCGUGCUGCUGUGUAUCUUCUACCUGCAGGUGGUUCAAGUGCUUCCAAAUCUGCAAAAUCCUAGGCUGUUGGAGUACGCAUGCGUUCAACCAGUUUACUACAACGACAUCAACAUCGCCUUUUGCGAGGAUCGCGAUCUUGCUCAAGCUUACCAUCAGCCUACAUCAGCGAGAGACCCAUCAGAUAUGUCGAUGACAACUUUGUUGGUUGGGUUCUUCGAGUUUUACGCUACACACUUUGAUUUUGCAAAGCGUGUGGUGACUGUGCGAUCACCAGAGACACCAGCACUAAAACUUCAGCAAUGGGGUAGUCGCAAGGCCAAGACGUGGCGUAUGAGUAUUGAGGAUCCCCUGGAAACUGGGCGUGAUCUAGGUUGCGUUCUACAGUUCAAGGGGCAAGAGAGAAUCAUUUGCGAGUUCCGUCGCGCACACAAAAUGCUGGUUCAAGGUAAGAGCUUUUCCGAGGAAGUUUGCGCUGUCGAGAAACCCGCUGGUAGAGUGGAAAAGGCGAAGCAAAUGAAGGAAGAUGUUUUGUCAGCAAAGAGGGUGCAGAGCAUACCAAGCCAGCAACAGGCAGGCAAGGUAAAGCGGUCGUACAUACUGACGCUGCGAAGCGCUGACGAAGAAUUGACAGAGGAGACGAUUGAGCUGUUUUUCAAAGGUUUUCAGAAAUCGUUUCGUGUCGGCAAGGUGGUGGAAGCAACAACUCUCGAUUCUACUACUGACGAAACUGUCGAUGCUGGAAAUAAGAACAAGCGGUGGGAGGUUGAAGUGUUAACGCAGGCAGAAAAAUGUCCUCGGCCUUUGUCUUUAAGAACACGAAUCGAUUGGAAGGCGUCCGAUGGUCGCGAAGGUUGCGUAUGGCUUCAUCACCAGGCUUUAUUCGCAACACCACCCUGCCAAAAGUGUCUGUCGCCCGAGCAUCCAACGAGCAAGUGUCUGCUGGAAGAUUUCGACGAAAUCGACAGCAAUGAAGGUGCAGCUGCAGGCGACAGAGGUGAGCCCCGAAUUGAUUACAAGGCUAAAAAAAAUAUUCGUCGACACGUUCUCCGUCUGAAUCUGGGUGGGAAUUCUUCCGCUACUAUUUCGCAACGGAAGGACCGUCGCAAGAAGCAGCAACAGCAUCCCAUGGGCAAAACAAAGCCUAGUACCAAGCGCAGCAUGAAUCCGACAGCCAAAACGGAAGUUUGUGGUCUCAAGAAAAUUGAGACGGAGCCAUUUAAUGGGCGUCAUGUCGAGGUUGUUGCAUCGCCAUCACUGGCUACACGAGGCAAAGGUGAAGGUGACAUUACAAGCAAGGCGACCCACAAAAAGAAAAAGUGGCAACAGCGAGGUCAUCGUAAAAGAGGAAACUCAAAAGGGGACAAGAAAAAUGCUGUAUCGAACGGCCUGUAA
Peronospora farinosa is the source of this 3237-nucleotide messenger RNA. NCBI's taxonomy places the organism in Eukaryota, Oomycota, Peronosporomycetes, Peronosporales, Peronosporaceae. The record is from the annotation of a GenBank genome assembly.